Aspergillus pseudoviridinutans is the source of this 1440-nucleotide messenger RNA. Its product is annotated as putative salicylate hydroxylase. The coding region runs from base 1 to 1440 and encodes 479 amino acids. The record is from RefSeq and is a predicted model, not a curated record. The transcript has 6 exons. Lineage: Eukaryota; Fungi; Ascomycota; Eurotiomycetes; Eurotiales; Aspergillaceae. Gene Ontology annotation, biological process: secondary metabolite biosynthetic process. Gene Ontology annotation, molecular function: FAD binding; monooxygenase activity.
AUGGUUUCCAGAGAAUGGCCGGGUGCGGCUCCCAAUCACCAAUCACUCACGAUGCCAACAUACCCCAGUAACUGCCUCCAGUUUGCGAAGACGCUGGACGGUGUCCUUCCCAGUUCCUCCAAGCUCACGGGCGCGCCGGUGAAAUUGAACAUCCUUCUUGUCGGAGCGGGUCUCGGAGGGCUGGCCACGGCCAUUGCUCUCACGCAAGCCGGCCACAAGGUCACCAUCUACGAGCAGACGGCCGUGCUGGGGGAAGUGGGUGCGGGGAUUCAAAUCCCGUCCAAUUCAACGCGCAUCUUGUUCGAGCUCGGCCUAGAGCCCUAUCUGAAGCCUUACGUCACCUCGCCAGAGUCUAUCUCCUUCCGUCGAUGGCAGAAUGGGAAGGUGAUUGGAAAGACCAGGUUGCUUCCGGACUUCAUCGAUAACUUUGACGCGCCUUAUUACGUGAUCCAUAGGGCGGACUUUCACUCGGCGUUGUGUCGGAAAGCCCAGGACAUGGGUAUCGAAAUCAAGCUGGGGGCAAGAGUCGCCAAUUACGAUCCGGUGCUGGGUAGCAUCACCCUGGAAGACGGCACAAGUCACACGGGAGACCUGGUCGUCGCGGCGGACGGCAUCAAGUCUGUGGCUCGGAAGGUGGUCCUCAAUGGCGAGGAGAUGCCUUUCCUAAAGCCCGGCUUCGCUGCAUAUCGUGCGGUCGUUGACGUGAACCGGAUGCGAAAUGACCCCGAAGUGUCCUGGAUCCUGGAACGACCUGCACUUAAUAUUUGGAUUGGGGACUCGAGACAUGUCAUGACCUACACGAUUGGGGCGGGCAAAGCCUUCAACAUGGUGCUCUCGCACCCUGAUACCUCCGACCCGGCCACAUGGGACGUGCAGACGGCCCUGCAGGACAUGAAGGCUGAGUUCCAAGGAUGGGACCCAGUCCUCACCAAGAUCAUUGGGAUGGUGGAGAAGACGGUCAAAUGGCCCUUGAUGAGCGGCUCCCUGCUCACUCGCUGGACGAGGGGCAAGUUGGUCAUUCUGGGCGAUGCCGCUCACGCGAUGCUGCCGUAUAUGUCGCAGGGCGCGGCGAUGGCCGUGGAAGACGGCGUGGCUCUGGCGCGCUCCUUAUCCCACAUGCAGUCCCCGGAGCAGCUGUCCGAAGCAUUAGCCAUUUUCGAGAAAGUGCGGAUCGUACGGGCGGGCCAGAUGCAGGAGGCCAGUCUGCUCAAUGGCCGGCUGUGGCAUUUUGCGGAUGGGCCCUUGCAGGAGGCUCGCGAUGCGGCCAUGGCGCGGGAAGUGGAGGGUCUUCCAUUUAGUCACAGUUCAAAUCAGUGGAGUGAUCCGGCUACGCAGAUGUGGUGUUAUGGCUACGAAACUGAGCGCGAGAUUGACCGGGCAUGGACGGAGAGGGAGGGGGCUGCGGAAAGAGUAGACAGUCGAUACCGUAACAUGUUAUGA